Coffea eugenioides is the source of this 683-nucleotide messenger RNA. RefSeq names its product cysteine-rich and transmembrane domain-containing protein WIH2. The coding region runs from base 157 to 423 and encodes 88 amino acids. The record is from RefSeq and is a predicted model, not a curated record. The transcript is spliced from 3 exons. Gene Ontology annotation, cellular component: plasma membrane. Lineage: Eukaryota; Viridiplantae; Streptophyta; Magnoliopsida; Gentianales; Rubiaceae.
AUCUUUCUAGCUUUUCAUCCUUUUUUUUUUUUGUCCCUUUCCUUGGUUUUUCCUCCCUUUCAAUUUUAGUUCCCCAUCAAAUACCAAAACCAUCUUGAAGCCCAGAUAUCAAAACCCAACAAACAAAAAAUCCUAGAAAAAAAAAGAGGAUAAAUCAUGAGUUAUUACAAUCAGCAACCCCCUGUUGGUGUUCCCCCUGCCCAAGGUUAUCCACCGGAAGGAUAUGCCAAGGACGCAUACCCUCCGGCGGGAUACCCUCCACAAGGAUACCCACAGGGGUACCCUCCUCAGGGAUACCCUCCCCAAUACGCUCCCCAGUAUGCUGCUCCUCCUCCUCAACAGCAAUCUAGCAGUAGCACCGGUUUCAUGGAAGGCUGUUUGGCUGCUCUGUGCUGUUGCUGCCUGCUGGAUGCUUGCUUCUGAUGGGAGAAGAUUUGGGUCGGAGCAAAUUUGGGAAGGGGGAUAAGAAACUUGGGGGGGGAAAAAAUUUUUCUUUGGGCAUAUAUUGUCAAUGGAUUUGAUUGGACAUAUGGAUGAUUAAUUUAGCUAUGCUCUAUUUUCAGUUGUGUGUUUUGUCCUUUUUUAUUUUGUGCCAGCAGCUUUACUUCAAAUUCAAGGUGGUUGUGAUUUGACCUGGUAUAUGCUUCUGAAUUUCUUCGUAGUUUAUUGCAAGUGGUUCAUCA